Molecule: messenger RNA, 546 nt
Organism: Nerophis lumbriciformis (worm pipefish)
Lineage: Eukaryota; Metazoa; Chordata; Actinopteri; Syngnathiformes; Syngnathidae
Source: RefSeq, a predicted model, not a curated record
AUGGCCGAAGCAGAGGAACGCGAGGCAACUUCAGUCGGGAUACUGCAGGAGAUUUUUACGUCCCCUUUGAACCUAACCCUCCUGGCAUUGUGUCUGUACCUUCUGUACAAAAUCUUCCGCGGGGACAAGCCGCAGGAGCUGGACGAGGCGGAACAGCCAUUACCCAAACUGAAGAAAAGAGACUUCACCCUGGAAGAGUUGAAGCCUUACGAUGGCGUGCAGAGUCCGAGAAUCCUCAUGGCUGUCAAUGGAAAAGUCUUCGACGUGACUAGGGGCAAAAAGUUCUACGGACCGGACGGGCCGUACGGCGUGUUUGCCGGCAGGGACGCGUCCCGAGGCCUGGCGACGUUCUGCUUGGGUGAGGAAGCCCUGAAAGACGAACACGACGACUUGUCCGACUUGAACGCCGCGCAGCAGGAGAGCCUCUCCGAGUGGGAGGCGCAGUUCACCUUUAAAUACGACUUCAUUGGGAAGCUGUUGAAGCCCGGAGAGGAGCCAACGGAGUACACAGACGAUGAGGAAGGGAAGGACAAGAAAGCAGACUAA